Molecule: messenger RNA, 1665 nt
Organism: Saprolegnia diclina VS20
Lineage: Eukaryota; Oomycota; Saprolegniomycetes; Saprolegniales; Saprolegniaceae
Exons: 2
Coding region: 1-1665 (554 amino acids)
Source: RefSeq, a predicted model, not a curated record
AUGGUCGACGCGAUCGAGCUCGUGCUGGUGCCGCGCUCGAGCGACCGUUCAGAAGCUUACCUCACCAACGUCCAAAAGCGAUUUACGUCACUGCCGUACCUUCAGCGGUACCAUCUCCCGACGACCCAGCUAGCGACACACGCGCUCUUCGUGUCGUCAACCAGUUUCGAUCCGGCGCUGGCGCUGCACCUCUUGGUCGUCGAGGGGAAUACCUCGCUCGUUGACGAGUGGCUCCACUACAACCCCGCACUCGUCACGUCCGCAACCCUUGAACUCGCCGCGGCCGCGUCCCAAGGUUCGAUCUUGCGCCAGCUUUUUGAACGGUAUCCCGAGCGUGCAACGCCAAAGAUGAUGGACCUCGUGGCGAUGGCAGGCGAUUCGACGCUCUUGCGGUGGCUGCACGAAGCUGGUGCGAACUGUACGACUGCAGCAAUGGACGGUGCGGCGAUGAACGGGCACUUGGACGUUGUCGCCUUCCUACAUAAAACAAGAACCGAAGGCUGCACGAUGACGGCGCCGACGGCGGCCGUCGCCAACGGCCAUGCAGCAAUUGUUGCCUUUCUUUUUCACCAUCGCACCGAGCCCGUGGAGUCCUGGCUGCUCUACCGUAGCCCGUACGACGAUAUCAAGACGUAUUGCGUUGACGGUGCCCAGUACCUUGACGCAAUCGAUUUGGCGGUGACAAGGACGCGACUUGUUGAAAGUAGCCUGCAGCCUAUACUCCAGUGUAUGGGCCUGCCCGCGCUGUCCCAUUUUCAUCAUCGCGGGUACCUCGAAGUGACAGCUCGUACGCUCGUCUUGGCCGUAACGAUGCGUGAUCACGCCAUGCUCCGCUACGUGCUCGACGUCGUCGACAAGUCAGUAGUGACAAAGACGUCGGCGUGGGCGAGCUGCGACGCUAUGGACAUUGCCGCGUUUGAUGGUGACGUGGCAGCGCUCGAGCUCUUGCAAGCCAGUCGAAUCCGGUGGAAGCCAACGCGCGCAUUGGCGAAUGCAGCCUACAACGGCCAUCUGGACGUGCUGCAGUGGCUCCGCAGCUUUCAACGCGCGCACCUUCCGCGGGGUGCCGGGGGGCUCCUCGGUCGUGGCAAUGGCGACUACGUCACGGGUCGAGCCGCCGACUGGGCAGCGCAUGAAGGCCACCUUGACAUUCUUGUACUUUUGGUCACCCACGGCCAUCGCUUGUCGCCAACAGCUAUCGACAAGGCCGUCGUGCAAGGCCAUGCGCCUGUCGUCUCGCAUUUACGCAGCGUCCACGGACAACGCUGGAGCUCUCUCGCGCUUUCGCACGCCAUCACCAACUGUCAUCUCCAUGUUGUGGCUGACCUCACCGGGUACGAAUCACCGCACAAGGCUAUGGGCUGCCGCGACGCUGCUGAGAUGCUCUUUGAAAACGCCACCAAGACGGGCAGCGUUGCCAUACUCAAGCUUGUUACGCAAGCCUAUCCGCUUCGAACGCCCCUGAAUCCGCUGCUGGCGGAGCGCUGCAUGGUCCACGCUACGCUUUCUGGCCAUUUCGAGAUGGUGUGUCACUUGCACAAGGCGUACGGUGUCGCGUGCACACCCGCGGUGCAAGGUGCAGCCGAGCAAAUGCGACGCAAGAGCGUGUUGCAGUACUUGGCCACGGGCAGCAUGCAGCGAGCCAGCUCCCUUUUUUCGCUGUAA